CACCUACACUUAACUGAAUUAGUUCUUGCCUCUGUAAAACCAUUAGUAAAUAAAAGACUUUUCUUACGCUACACUACAGUGUUCUGUUCAAGUAUAACUUUCUGAACUCAAUCAUAAAUCAUUUAUUUGCUAAGACACAGGCUCUCAGUCCACACAUUCAAUUCAGUUUUAUUUGCAUAGUGCUUUUUUACAGAGGACGCUCACAAAGACUCUUUGGAUUCACAUCCCAACCUGUCAUACCUGUUUGUGUUCAGUUCCUUAUCCAUGUAUCUCAUUCACAGGUCAGAUAUGCUGUAAGCAAACCUGGUCCCUGCUCUGUCUAAGCUUAAUAACAAGAGUCUGACGGAUGACUGAAAGUCUGAGCCUGAAUAUUCUAAAUAACAAAACACCAAGUGCCUCCAGCACACGGUCACCUGCAUUCAUUAGACCUGAUUAAUUAAAACUAAUGAAAAGGAAUCCUGUGAUGUAGUUGCAGGUUUGGAUGGAGCAAAAAGCAAGGACCAUCUCAAUGCCUCGAGGACCAAGCUUAGGGUUGACAGAUGACACGGAUUUGGGUGCCCGCGUGCAAUCUGAUAUAGUGAUAUAUCCGUGGAAUCACGUGUCACUUGAAGUGAAAGUAAGAGACUGUGUGUUCAUAGUCAAAAUCAAAACAAACACGGAUGGAUUCUACGUGACGGAAUAUGGCAAUUUAGUGUAAUCGUAGCGCUUCGUCGACACAAGCGGGUGCGAGUAGCCAUCGCCUGCGUUCCACUUUCACACCGAAAUCAGAAGGGUGCGCUGUCAGAGCAACAAGAGGCUGAGUAGCCAGGUAGGCACCAGAAAUCAAUAUGACAACUAAUGUGAUAGUCCAACAGCCACCAGCGGUGCAAGUUGGGAUGGUGCAGUCAAAUCAGUGGAGCACAGGAAUCUGUGACUGCUGCGAUGACCUGUCUAGCUGUUGCCUUGGGUUGUGGUGCUUCCCCUGUUUAGCCUGCAAGACGACUUCGGAAUUCGGGGAAUGCGCCUGUCUCCCCCUGGUGGACACACUGUCCCCCUGCGUGCCCCCCGUUUCCUUUGCCAUGAGGGCCGGGGUGCGCAACAGAUACGGAAUCCAGGGAGACAUGUGUUCAGACUGCCUCUACGCCGCGUUCUGCAACGUCUGCUCCUGGUGCCAGAUUGCCCGGGAGAUCAAGCGACGCAAACAGACCCUCGUCUUCGUCAACGUCCAGCCCGCGCCCGUUGCCAUCGCACCCGUAGUCAUGCCGUCCCAUGUAGUCACCCCUGUUCUCACUACCUAGCCUCCCUACUCCCCCCACACCACGGUGUACGCAUUCGACAAUAGUGGACACAAGGAUCACCUGAUCGAUCACGUGACUGACCCCCAAAUGGCUUUGCUAAUAUCCCCUCAAUUCUGCAUGCACCGUCAAGUAUAUUAUGAGUGCGCUAAAAUAUAUCACCUGGGUCUAUUUACUAUGAAUCAUUAAUUCUUAAGACAUACAGUACCUGGACACAUGAAGUAUACAUAGAAGUUGUUUCAGACCCUCGAACUAGAGUACAUUGGCUCAAUAUUUAUUCUAUCCGAUCAACCUUUUCUACAAUCAGUGCGCUCAACCCACAGGCAGCCAAUGGGAAGCCUACUUGGACCACAGAGUUAAUGUUAUGUAGAACGUUUGUCACCAUAGAACUAGAUUUGCUGAUGGCCCAGAAUAUAAGAAUGUGUUUUGUGUGAAAGGUGUCGCGGAAAGUACAGCACUGCUGCAGCUGCAUCAGCCGCUGAUGUCCUUGUAAUGUAAUAUUUAUAUCUGCUGUAGUUUCCUGCUUUCAGUUCCUGUUCUCAGGGGGGAAUAAAAUUAACCAUCUUCGCUUC
Molecule: messenger RNA, 1846 nt
Organism: Anguilla rostrata (American eel)
Lineage: Eukaryota; Metazoa; Chordata; Actinopteri; Anguilliformes; Anguillidae
Product: cornifelin homolog
Exons: 4
Coding region: 828-1277 (149 amino acids)
Source: RefSeq, a predicted model, not a curated record